Messenger RNA from Symbiodinium sp. CCMP2456, 1371 nucleotides. Lineage: Eukaryota; Dinophyceae; Suessiales; Symbiodiniaceae. The record is from the annotation of a GenBank genome assembly.
AUGCCUCUGUCGGCACCUGUCACGGCUACAGCCGUGGAGCGCAGCACGGGGCAGAUAGGUCGCGCCGCCGUCGCUGCCAUGCAGGGUCUGCGGCCCAACUUUGAAGACUGCCACGUCCUGGACCAAAAACUUGGAAUCUGCGGUGUUUUCGAUGGCCACCUCGGAGAUGAGGCAGCGGCCUUCUGUGCGGAACGCUUGCCGCGGCACGUCUCAACCGCGCACGACGACGACGGGCUGCGCCAAGCUUUCGCCUUGUGCGAUUCUGAGUUGAUGGCUGCGCUUCCCAAGGAAUGCGAAGCAGGGACCACUGCAACCGUCGCCAAGAUGCAGCCAAACGGCCGCGAGGAUUGCAUCAUCGUGACGGUUGCUAACUUAGGAGACUCGCGUGCUCUUCUUUGGAGAAAAUCUUCAGAUACUAUUGAGCACACGAGAGAUCACCGUCCUGAUGACAAGUCCGAGCGAGAUCGCAUCACAGCUGCUGGUGGGGAGGUGAAUGAGGAUUUCGAUCCGCCGCGCAUAGACGGAAAGCUGGCAUGCAGCCGAGCACUUGGCGACUUCAGCUUCAAGCAGGGUGCCGGGACGGCUGCGGAGCAGAAAGUCAGCUGUGUGCCAGAGCUGUACCGCUGGACUGCCGAACGAGGCGACUGGCUUAUCCUGGCGUGUGACGGAGUUUGGGACACGAUGGGCAAUGAGGAAGUGGUGCAGCACGUGUGUAAAUCCUCCAAAGAUGUGGGUGACACGGUUGCUGGUGUCCUGCAGCGUUGUAUCGACAAAGAGGCAGACGACAAUCUCACCCUUCUUGCAGUCGAGCUGGGCUCUGUGCCGUUGUCGGAGCCUAGUACGAUGGUCAAAGCUGGUGAUUUCCUGAAGGAGAAAGAUCCGGCUGUGCUGGAGCAGUACCAGUCUUUCUGUUUGCGCGCUGGGUACGCAAUUGCUCGGGAGCAACAGCCGAAGGCACCUCCCAAAGUGGUCCUGACCGCGGCAGCGCGGACCCCAGCGGCGCCACGCUUCACGGCCAACGGCUACAACGAGCCGGUCGCGAACGGAAAGCUUGUCAACGAACCUGCCCCAAUCGUUCGCGCGCCGCUUGUGAUCGUGGGACCCUCCGGCGUGGGCAAGGGCACCCUGAUUCAGAAGAUCUUGGACACGUUUCCAGGGCAGUUUGGCUUUGCUGUUUCGCACACGACGCGGAAGCCGCGGCCCGGUGAAGUGCACGGCAAGUCCUAUUGGUUCGUGGAACUCGAACAGAUGAAGAAGGAGGUGGCCAUCCCAGGCCGCUUCCUGGAGCAUGCGAGCGUCCACGGCAAUCUUUACGGCACCUCUCAAGCGGCUUUGGCCGCUCGUCCCUGGGGGUGUACCGUUCAGUGUUGA